Xenopus tropicalis (tropical clawed frog) is the source of this 2007-nucleotide messenger RNA. RefSeq names its product ficolin-1-like. The annotation marks the transcript as partial. The transcript is spliced from 8 exons. Lineage: Eukaryota; Metazoa; Chordata; Amphibia; Anura; Pipidae. The record is from RefSeq and is a predicted model, not a curated record.
UUCUUACCUUUUUGUUGCUUAAAUGUGUGCACAGAUCCAACCCCGAGUUCCCAUUACCCAAUACCUCGAUGUACUGAGCGUCUAAAGGGAGAUCCUGGAAUCCCCGGGCCGCAAGGGCCGAAAGGAAAUGUUGGUAUCCAUGGGACAAAUGGGGAUAAAGGUGAUCCUGGGCAAACGGGAGCACGAGGUCCAAAAGGAGAAAAAGGAGAAAGUGGCUUCUCAUACACACCAAGGAACUGCAAGGAGCUGCUGGAUCAGGGGGUGAUAAUGAGCGGUUGGUACACAAUAUACCCGGAUGGGAUGGCGCCCCUGCAGGUUCUGUGUGACAUGGACACUGAUGGGGGAGGUUGGAUAGUUUUCCAAAGACGCUAUGAUGGCUCAGUAGACUUCUACCUUGGCUGGGAUUCCUACAGGAGGGGGUUUGGCAACCGCAUGUCUGAGUUCUGGUUGGGAAAUGACAAUCUCAGUAAUUUAACAUCGACAGGUACAUGGGAUCUGCGUGUGGAUCUGAGGGACUUUAACAAUACAGCCUAUUAUGCCAAGUACUCAUCCUUCCGGAUUUCCCCCGCCUAUGAUAAUUACAGGCUAACCUAUAGUUCGUACGUUGGUGGUAAUGCAGGAGAUGCUUUGAGUUAUAACAAUGGAAUGGCAUUUUCUACCAAGGACAGGGACAAUGACCGGUGGGCCGGUAACUGCGCUACUAAUUUGCAGGGAGCCUGGUGGUUCAAUUACUGCUAUUCCACAGACCUCAAUGGGGUCUAUCGACUGCAGCAGAAUGAAAGUCCCACUGGUGUUCUGUGGCCCACUGCCAACACCAAUACAUUGCAUUCCUUCAGGAUAUCAGAAAUGAAGAUAAGGCCUGAGUAAGGACACGGGAGAAGCAGAGAAAUCAUACUCAGUGCUUAUACCACCCUGUUUCCAAAAAAGUUGGAACACUGUGGAUAGGGUUGCCACCUUUUCUGGAAAAAAUACCAGCCUUCCUAUAUUUUUAUCUUUCUUUUCUAUUAAUAGCAUUGGCGUUAAGCAUAAUUUUUAACGGCCAGGCCAGUAAAGUACCGGCAAGGUGGUAACCCUAACUGUGGAUAACGUAAAUAAAAUGAGAAUGGGAUGAUUUGCAAAUCAUUAAAGGGCAAGGCAACCCUCUAUUACUAUGUUUCCUCAUCUGAUAGAGCUUCUUUAGCUGUGCCUUAUGGCUAAUUUUUAGCACUUUUUUUCUGUCGGCCCAGGCCAGAUGUGCAUUAAUGAGUGUACUCUCAUACAGGUCUCAUACAGGUCUCAAACAGAUCUCAUACAGGUCUCAAACAGAUCUCAUACAGAUCUCAUACAAAUCUCAUACAGGUCUCAAACAGAUCUCAUACAGCUCUCAUACAGGUCUCAAACUGCUCUCAUACAAAUCUCAUACAGGUCUCAAACAGAUCUCAUACAGCUCUCAUACAGGUCUCAAAGAGGUCUCAUACAGGUUUCAUACAAAUCUCAUACAGGUCUCAAACAGAUCUCAUACAGCUCUCAUACAGGUCUCAAAGAGAUCUCAUACAGGUCUCAUACAAAUCUCAUACAGGUCUCAAACAGAUCUCAUACAGCUCUCAUACAGAUCUAAAACAGGUCUCAAACAGAUCUCAUACAGGUCUCAUACAGAUCUCAUACAGAUCUUAUACAGCUCUCAUACAGGUCUCAUGCAGCUCUCAUGCAGCUCUCAUACAGGUCUCAUACAAAUCUCAUACAGGUCUCAUACAGGUCUCAUACAAAUCUCAUACAGGUCUCAUACAGGUCUCAUGCAGCUCUCAUGCAGAUCUCAUGCAGAUCUCAUGCAGGUCUCAUGCAGUUCUCAUGCAGAUCUCAUGCAGGUCUCAUGCAGUUCUCAUACAGGUCUCAUACAGGUCUCAUACAGGUCUCAUAGAGGUCUCAAAAAAACACAUACAGGUCUCAUUCUGAUCUGGUGUCAUGUGACAUGAUGUCUGUUUUGUUAAUAAAGUGCUAAUAAAGUUGUGACUUCUUGAAGAAUGAGAA